AUGGUAAUGAUUGUGUUGGACGUCAGGGAGAUCUGUGAGAACCCACAGUUCAUUGUGGGCGGCGCCAGCAGGACAGACAUUUGCCAGGGAGAUCUUGGUGACUGCUGGCUGCUUGCUGCUAUCGCCUGUCUGACUCUGAAUGAGAAGCUUCUCUACCGGGUCGUUCCUCAGGAACAGAGCUUCUCCGAGGGAUAUGGAGGCAUCUUCCACUUCCAGUUCUGGCGCUAUGGCGACUGGGUUGACGUCGUCAUUGACGACCGCAUCCCCACCUUCAACAGCCAGCUGGUGUUCACCAAGUCUGCCGAGAGAAACGAAUUCUGGAGCGCCCUGCUGGAGAAGGCCUACGCCAA
Molecule: messenger RNA, 350 nt
Organism: Salvelinus sp. IW2-2015
Lineage: Eukaryota; Metazoa; Chordata; Actinopteri; Salmoniformes; Salmonidae
Source: RefSeq, a predicted model, not a curated record